UAGUCCAGACCCGGCGCGGAAGUUGGUGGCGUCCGCGCGCUCUCUGGUCAAGGCCUGCGGCCAUGUCCUCAGGGGGCGCCGGGUCCGGCGGGCGGGAGGGGGCCCCGCGCACGGCUGCGGCGCUGUGUGGCCUGUACCACGAGGCCGGGCAGAGGCUGAGGCGCCUGCAGGACGAGCUGGCCGCGCGGGACGCCCUCAUAGAGCGCCUCCGCGCCCGCCUGGCCGCGCUCGAGGGGGACACGGCACCCUCGCUCGUGGACGCGCUCCUGGAACAGGUGGCGCGCUUCCGGGAGCAGCUCCGGCAGCGGGAGGGCGGCGCCGCGGAGGCCGCGCUGCGCCAGGAAAUUCAAAGGCUUUCUGAGCAGUUAGAAGAAAAAGAGAAGGAGAAGCAGCAGCUGAUGAGCCAGCCGGAGCUCGAGCGAGAGAAGGAAGUCGCCCUGCUGCGGCGGAGCGUGGCAGAGAAGGAACGAGCCCGGGCCGCCAGCGACAUUCUGUGCCGCUCCUUGGCCGACGAGACCCAUCAGCUGCGGAGGACUCUGGCCGCCACCGCCCACAUGUGCCAGCAUCUGGCCAAGUGUCUGGAUGAACGACAGCGCGCACAGGGGGACUCCGGGGAGAAAGGUCCUGAGCCAGAGCAUACAGGUGGAGACACCUGUGUCCAGGAUGUUAUCGAAAAGUUACAGGAAGAAAACCGACUGUUGAGACAGAAGGUGACUCAUGUAGAAGACCUAAACGCCAAGUGGCAGCGCUAUGACGCCAGCAGGGAUGAGUACGUGAGGGGGCUCCACGCGCAGCUUCAGGGGCUGCAGGCCCCCUGUGAGUCUGAGAGACCCUCCCCUCCCGAGCUGAUGAGGAAGGAGAUCUCCAGGCUCAACAGGCAGCUGGAGGAGAAGAUAAGCGACUGCGCAGAGGCGAGGCAGGAGCUGACGGCCGUGCGGAGGGCCCACAACGAGGCGCUGGAGCGGGUGCAGAUGCUGGAGCAGCAGAUUCUCGCUUACAGAGACGAUUUCACCUCGGAAAGGGCCGAUCGAGAGCGCGCUCAGGGCAGGAUCCAGGAGCUGGAGGAGCAGGUGGCCGCCCUGCGGCACCAGGCGUCCCGGAGGCAGGACUGUCGGGAGCCGGGCUCCUGCCGGCAGCAGGCGGUGAGCAACGCCUCCAAGCGCUUAGAGACCGAUGCCUUGGAGCUCCCAGCACCCGGUGGCCGGAGGGCCAGGCCUGGCUCUCAGGGGCCGGACCUCUCCGCUGAGGGCAGGCGGCCCGGCGCGGGCCGAAGAGGGCAGGGCGAGCUCCAGUGCCCUCACUGCCUGCAGCGCUUCGACGACGAGCAGGGCGAGGAGCUCUUCAGGCACGUGGCCGAGUGCUGCCAGUGACCCUGCGGCGUCCGAGGGGACUGGGCGCUGGGCGGCGGGCAGAGUGCCCCCAAGACCUGGGGCCCAGGACAGGCUGGAGGGGAUUCUGAUCCUUCACUCUGCUAUCCUUGUUGGUGGAACAGGCCGGGUCGGAGGGAACUUCGGUGGGGCAUCUGCACGAGGGAGGCCCUGGCUGUCGGGCCGAGCAGGAGCGGGGUUCGCCCGAACACUCAGAGGCAAGGCGACGACCCUGCUCAGCCAGUGCCGGGGCCGCUGCCCCUCGCUGGGAGCAGGUGGUGCCUGUGGGGGCCGCACGUGGGGCCCCGAGUUCUGCGGAGUCGGAACCCGGAGGUUUAUAGACUGAGCGCUGUGGCAACACGUCGCACAUGAGGACUGUUCUCAGCUACCGCAGAGCCACAUGUCCCUACUGAAAUGCACUGCAAUAGCGUUUGUCACAUAUCUCAAAGUCAAAAGACAUUUCACGUUUACUUAUUUUUAUAAUAAAUGCACUUGCUACGGUGACUGAUCUUGAGAA
Messenger RNA from Suricata suricatta (meerkat), 1884 nucleotides. It is a transcript of the gene TNIP2, whose product is annotated as TNFAIP3 interacting protein 2. Gene Ontology annotation, molecular function: K63-linked polyubiquitin modification-dependent protein binding. The coding region runs from base 63 to 1370 and encodes 435 amino acids. NCBI's taxonomy places the organism in Eukaryota, Metazoa, Chordata, Mammalia, Carnivora, Herpestidae. The transcript is spliced from 6 exons. Gene Ontology annotation, biological process: regulation of transcription by RNA polymerase II; cellular response to lipopolysaccharide. The record is from RefSeq and is a predicted model, not a curated record.